Messenger RNA from Rhinichthys klamathensis goyatoka, 1612 nucleotides. RefSeq names its product leukotriene B4 receptor 2b (gene ltb4r2b). NCBI's taxonomy places the organism in Eukaryota, Metazoa, Chordata, Actinopteri, Cypriniformes, Leuciscidae. Gene Ontology annotation, molecular function: complement receptor activity; leukotriene receptor activity. The coding region runs from base 306 to 1385 and encodes 359 amino acids. The transcript has 6 exons. The record is from RefSeq and is a predicted model, not a curated record. Gene Ontology annotation, cellular component: plasma membrane. Gene Ontology annotation, biological process: complement receptor mediated signaling pathway; positive regulation of cytosolic calcium ion concentration; phospholipase C-activating G protein-coupled receptor signaling pathway.
AUUAAAUAGCUUAUAUUAAAUUUGAUAGAGUGAGAUCACUGAAAAACAAUAUAAACUAACUUACAUUUUUUUGAAUAAGAUGUGAAAGUUUAUCUGAGAGACAGGGGAAAGAAGUAGAGAGACCAACUCGGAGACCACACAAGCUAACCAGGUCCAUCUGGUCACUUCAGGGAAAAUACAUUUCAGCCAUUCGGAUCUAAUCAAGUGUAUUGGCCACUUUCUGUUGACGCAACUCUGUCCAAUUUCUCAAUUUCACUCAUCUUUGCCGUUCUGAGGUCAACAACGUGCGUAAUCAGAACCAACUGAUGACAUUGCCGACUGGACAAUCGUAUCUUCUUACACUUUCUUCUGACGCCUUCCUCAUGGGAUCAGAAAAUGGGAACACCUCCAUGGAUAACACGACAACAAACGAUCCUGAGGGUGGGAGCAUUGUGGGUAACAAUAUUUCUGUUACCUUUGGGGCCCUCAUCCUCAGCAUCGUCUUCCUCCUGGGUGUUCCUGGCAACCUCUUCAUUAUCUGGAGCAUCCUGGCACGAGCCCGCAAACGCUCCGUCACUACCCUGCUCAUCUUCAACCUGGCGUGUGCAGACGGCUGUCUGAUGUGUCUGACAUUUUUCUUUAUAAUUUACCUUGCCAAGCAGAAGUGGAUAUUUGGAGGUGUCAUGUGCAAGCUGCUUUUCUACUUGUGCAAUACAAACAUGUACGCUUCUAUUAUGAUCAUUACGCUGAUGAGUCUACACAGACUAGUGGCAGUGGUGUGGCCCACAUACUUGACUGCUUGUACUCGUAGACGGAUGGUAUUACUUGUGCUCGGGGGCCUGUGGAUUGUUGUAUUUCUUUUGGCACUUCCUGCUUUGAUAUUCAGAGAAGAAACAACAAAGAAUGACCAUGGAAAGAAACGCACAAUAUGUGCAACUCAUCACCAGCAUUCACAGCAUGUGGUAUUCCAGUACACACUUGAGACAGUGGUGGGCUUCCUGGUACCAUAUGUGAUCAUAGUCAGCAGUUAUGUGUGUAUCCUUCGCCGCCUCAGACAGACCAUGUUCAAGAGAAGGAUACGAUGCGAGAAUCUUAUUCAAGCCAUCAUUGUGACGUUCUGCAUUUUUUGGCUUCCUUAUCACAUUAUUAAUAUAGUGCAAGUGGUGGCAGCACUUAUACAAAAGGGACCAACCCAAAAAAGAUUGGAUAAUAUCUCGCAGUCCAGCCGUGCGGUUACAUCCGCUCUGGCUUUUAUCAGUAGUUGUGCCAAUCCUAUCCUCUACGCCUUUGCUGGACGCUCUUACAUCAAAGCUGACGGCCUGGCAUUCAUGGCCCGACUCUUUGAGGGCACAGUCCUGGACUAUGGUGCCCGAAGAAGCCAGACCAAAGAGGUUAUCAGACUUUAAACCUCAUGGAAUGGAUAACCAAAGUAAUCUAGGACAGGACAUUUUUAUUGAUACUGUAGGGAAUAAACACCAGGACAAAUUCAUAAAGCAGCCAUUUAAAAUGCAUUUAACUCCAUUGAUAUAAAUGAGCUAAUUCACCUUCAUAAUAAAAUGACCUUUCAAGUUUGCAAACUGUUUACAAUGUUGCAAUGCUGUUAUACAUUAAAACAAUCCUGGUAAAUCUGGAG